AAUCAAUCGCGCUGUUAAAAAAUCUGAUCAACCGCGGGAGGAGUGCACACGUGGCGGCCAGAGAUCCAGCGUAUAUUCGAGAGACGGAGGAGGCAUGAUAUUUGGGGAUAAAAGGUAAAUUCCUUAAAUGGUAAUGGGGUUUAUGUCCAACAACACCACAAGUACGACUUCAAAAACAAGCAACAGCUGGGAGGAGUUGCCGACUGACUGACUGACUGACUGACUGACCGAGCUAUCAGAGUUAGAGCAAGCCGGUCGCGAAUCUAAUUUCUCUGUAAUUAGUACAAAACCCCUCUUUCUUUCUUUAUUUAGCUGUCGAAUUCGCUGCUGCUGCUGCUGCUUCUAGGUUAGGGUUUUACAUUUGGCUCCCGGAAACUAGAGAGAGAAACAACAGAGAGAGAGAGAGAGAGAGAGCGAGAGCAAGUAAUGGGGCGAGGGAAGGUGCAGCUGAAGCGAAUCGACGACAAGAUCAGGCGGCAAGUGACCUUUUCCAAGCGGAGAAGCGGGCUGAUCAAGAAGGCACGUGAGCUGUCGGUGCUCUGCGGGGUGGAGGUCGGCCUCGUCAUCUUCUCCACCAAGGGGAGGCUCUACGAGUUCUGUAGCGGCUCGAGUUUUGCAAAGCUUCUGGAGCGUUACCAGCAACAUAAUGCUGAGGAAAUUGCUGCUUCCAAGAAUGCUGGUGGUACUGACAAGAAGCAUAAUUUGGAAUGCAGUGGUCUCCGUACAGGCGCUAGCCAAUCUCUGAAAAUGAUUCAAAGUGAUAUAGAAGCACAAGACAUUGAUAAUCUAGAUGUUCCAGAGCUAACCAAGCUUGAGGAGGAAUUGGAUGCAGUUUUAAGACAAACAAGAUCAAGAAAGACACAGCUGAUGAUGGAAACCCUUACAGCUCUUAUCGAGCAGGAAAAACAGCUGAAAGAAGAGAAGCUUCUCAUGGAAAAUGAGAUUGCAGCAAAGGAGCAGCAGAUCAGGGACCGAGCUGCCGACGAGGAACCGGCUCAGCAGAACACUUCCACCGCUAAUAACACCACCAUCACCUCCAACAACAACAACAACUGCAGCAGCGACGACGAUGUUCCGGCCACCAUGCUUCGUUUGUUUUGACUACUUUCUAGGGUGUGGGCAACUUAUGUACUAUAUUGUAUACGUGGCAAUAAGGCGAGGUGACACGUCUACCAACUCUGGGGACAUAUGUCUUUGAGAACUGAAAUUGUACGGCAGAGUGGACCUCGCCUCUCCGUGUUGUAUAAUAUAUCGUGUAUGAACGGGAUCCCGACUUGAAUUUGUAUGUAGGGCCACAGUAUUUAAUUUUUAUGUUUUUCUUUGGUUGGGAAUUUUAAUGAAACACUUUUGAUACUGUUCA
Messenger RNA from Pyrus x bretschneideri (Chinese white pear), 1360 nucleotides. RefSeq names its product truncated transcription factor CAULIFLOWER A. Bases 427 to 1101 code for a protein of 224 amino acids. The record is from RefSeq and is a predicted model, not a curated record. Lineage: Eukaryota; Viridiplantae; Streptophyta; Magnoliopsida; Rosales; Rosaceae. The transcript has 7 exons. Gene Ontology annotation, biological process: positive regulation of transcription by RNA polymerase II. Gene Ontology annotation, cellular component: nucleus. Gene Ontology annotation, molecular function: protein dimerization activity; DNA-binding transcription factor activity, RNA polymerase II-specific; RNA polymerase II cis-regulatory region sequence-specific DNA binding.